CCCCCGCCCCCCGGGUCCCUGCGGCCGCCGGGGACGCCUGGCCCCCGCGCUGGACCCCAGACCCGCACCUGAGCGCGGCGCCGGGAGCGCGGGCGGGCCGGGGCCCGGGGGAGACAUGGGGAAAUUCCAGUCCAAGCACGCCGCCGCAGCCUUCAAGCGAAGAGAGAGCCCCGAAGGGGACAGCUUUGUGGUGUCUGCGUACACGAGUGGCCGCAGAGGCGUGGAGGAGGUGGAGCGGCGUGGCGGCUGCGCAGAGCACAGUGCGAGGGACAAGCAGGAGCUGCCCAGCGGGGACCCCAAGGAAGGACAUUUCUGGGAGGACCAGCGCCCACUAGAGGUGGUGCUGCCGCCUGAGAAGGCCGAGGGCCGAGAGGGCCUGGGACAGCUCUUGAGCCCAGAGGGUGCAGAGAGGGCGGCAGCCCGCGAGGGCCCCCGAGGCCUGGGCAGGAAGCGCCUGAACGUUGACGCGCUCCAGUGUGAUGUCUCAGUGGAGGAAGACAGCCACCAGGAGUGGACGUUCACCCUGUACGGCUUCGACCACAGUGGGAAGGCCACCAGAGAGGACAUGUCCAGCCUGAUGCACACCAUCUACGAGGUUGUCGACGCCUCGGUCAGCCACUCCUCGGGCAGCAGCAAGACCCUCCGUGUGAAGCUGACUGUCAGCCCAGAGCCCUCCAGCAAGAGGAAGGAAGGCACCCCCACUGGCCAGGACCGGGAGCCCACGCGCUGCAGGACGGAAGGGGAGCUCACCGAGGACCCCAGGGUGGCGGACAAGAGGCUGUCUGCGCACGUCAGGAGGCCCAGUGCGGACCCCAGCCCCUGCUCCGAGCGGGGUCCGUACUGCGUGGACGAGAACACAGAGCGGAGAAACCACUACCUGGACCUGGCUGGCAUCGAGAAUUACACGUCUAAGUUUGGACCCGGGUCCCCCCCAGGGCAGGCCAGGCAGGAGCACCAGGCCAAGGCCCCGCACCCCCAGACCAGGUCCCGCUCCCAGGAGUCGGACGCGCACUCCGUGCACCACCGCCGGUGUCCUGCACCGGCCGACCACGCCCUGCUGGCCGCGGAGCCUGCCCCCCGCGCCCUGGACCUGCAGCCCCGGCUGAAGGGGCAGGAGAAGCAGUUCCUGAAGUCCCCCCAGGCUGCGGGGAGGCCGUCUGGGGCGCCCAGCGGGGCGGCGAGGCCCGGGAGAGCCUUCAGCUACCACCCGCCACCCCCCCCAUCCCAGGCCCCCCAGGAUGGCCACCACCUCCCACAGCCCCCGCCCCAGCCCCCGCCACCACCCUACGGCCACAGGCGGUGCCGGCAGAAGGGCAGGGAGGGCCCCUCGCCUCUCAGGGCUGCGCUGGGCCAGCCCGCGGUGCUGGAGCACGAGGUGGUGCGGGACCUGCCGCCCCUGCUGCUGGGCGAGGCCUGUGCGGUGCCCGUGGUCCAGCGCCACGAGCACCACCACCACCACGAGCACCACCACCACCACCACCACCACCACCACCACGCCCCGUCCUAGCACGGCCCCGGGCACCGAGGGACGCUCUGAAAGGCCCUUCUUCCCUCGGCUCUUCCCGACGGGCAUCCAGAGACCGCAUCCCUGCCGCUGACGUCCCCGUCACCAUGCUGCUCUGUGUAAUCGUAACAGCACACCUGCGCUUACAGAAGUACCUGAACCUGCCUUCAUCAUGAAACCAAAGUGCAGCCCCGCGGUGUCGACGGGUCUGCUCGGACGUUCUCGGCGUGUCUUCCUCUGGGGCCUCGCACUCGGGGUUCUUCGGCUUGUGGGGCUGGGGGUGUGGACUUGUCCCCGGGCUCGAGUGGGCAGGGAGCUUCGUAGGCCUUCUGGGCUCAUCGUUCUUGAAGCCGGGAGCCGUGGCCUGAGGAGCAGCUGCUUCUCCGGGCCCACACGUGCGGUGGCCAGUUCUGCCACACGAGGCCGGCACAGAUCACAGAGGAGAAGGGGGCCGUGUGGGCGGGCGGGC
Camelus dromedarius (Arabian camel) is the source of this 1973-nucleotide messenger RNA. It is a transcript of the gene NKD2, whose product is annotated as NKD inhibitor of WNT signaling pathway 2. The coding region runs from base 116 to 1507 and encodes 463 amino acids. The record is from RefSeq and is a predicted model, not a curated record. NCBI's taxonomy places the organism in Eukaryota, Metazoa, Chordata, Mammalia, Artiodactyla, Camelidae. Gene Ontology annotation, biological process: negative regulation of Wnt signaling pathway. The transcript has 10 exons. Gene Ontology annotation, cellular component: cytoplasm.